CAAUUUUUGGUAAUAUACUGUGGUUUGGGCUUAACGUUGUCUAACUUACUCUUCAUCUGUGCUUCAGGUCUCUACCGUCGGGUGAACUUAAACAUGCCACCGUGCCUCCCUGUUCGCGAGGACAUAAUUGACCACGCCCUGGACUCUCCCUUGACCCAGGUUGGUAUGUUUGUGGCGGCGUCGUGCGGUCGGGCGCUCGCCGAGGCAGGCAUUCGGUUCUCGGCCUGCUACGCCUCCCCGGCUCUGCGCUGUGUUCAGACUGCCUGCCAGCUACUUCACGCUAGCAACCUCGCUGUGCGAAUUGAACCGUUUCUGUUUGAGUGGCUUGGCUGGUACUCGGGUAAACUCCCCAAUUUUUUAUCUCCCUCGAUUUUAUCGGAGAUGGGCUACAAUGUGGACACAGGGUAUCGUUCUGUGUCUUCAACGGAGCAACUUGAUCUACAGGAAAGUGUAUCUCAAUUCUACGCUCGUUCAACUCAACUAGUCAAGGAUAUUCUUGACCAGCACCAAACCACGGAUGCCAACAUUCUGGUGGUCGGGCAUGCUGCUACCCUGGAUUCUUGCACUCGUGGUUUGUUAAAAAAGCGCUUUCGCAGUGGUGAGCUUCAUCGUCGUUGCGCCUCGGUGCCCUACUGCGGUCUGCUCUGUGCUGUUGAGGGUGGUCGCCGCUGGCGCCUAGAGGAACCCCCGAUACCCCCUUUCACCCAUGGGCAAAAUAUCGAUUUUGAUUGGCGCCAAUUUCAAAGUUAUUCGUUCUGUAGCUUUGACAUCAAAUAG
Messenger RNA from Mesocestoides corti, 777 nucleotides. The record is from the annotation of a GenBank genome assembly. NCBI's taxonomy places the organism in Eukaryota, Metazoa, Platyhelminthes, Cestoda, Cyclophyllidea, Mesocestoididae.